UCGUUCACGAAACACUAUGCUCCCGAUUCUCGCGAUCCCGGUUUUCUGCAUCGUGGCAUGGGUAUCCGCGCUGAACGAUCCGUUGUCAGAUUUACCCAGGUUCGGUAAACCGUUGAACAAUCUGACGGUCUCAGUGGGUCGUGAAGCCAUUUUCACCUGCAUCGUGGAAAAUCUUGGCCCGUACAAGGUAGCGUGGCUUCGUGUAGACACGCAAACGAUCCUCACGAUUGCGAAUCAUGUCAUUACGAAAAAUCAUCGGAUCGCCGUGACGCAUAGCGGUCAUCGUGCGUGGUCUCUUCACAUCAGGGAUACCAAGGAAACUGACAGGGGAUGGUAUAUGUGCCAAGUCAACACUGACCCAAUGUCCAGCAACACUGGCUUCCUGGAAGUAGUCGUACCCCCGGAUAUCCUGGACUACCCUACCAGCACGGACAUGGUGGUGCGAGAGGGGAGCAAUGUGACGUUACGAUGCGCUGCCACUGGUACCCCAGAGCCAACAGUCACGUGGCGUCGUGAAGCAGGGGGCACAAUCACCCUGUCAAACUGGCAAGAGGUAGGCCAGGGCCCGGAGCUGGAAAUAACCCGUGUGACACGUCUUCAUAUGGGACCAUAUCUCUGUGUAGCAUCGAACGGUGUCCCACCAGCAGUCAGCAAGCGAAUUGUUCUGAUCGUUCACUUUCAGCCCAUGGUUUGGAUCGAAAACCAGUUAGUAGGCGCUUACGAGGGCCAAAGACUUACCUUGGAAUGCCAUAGCGAAGCUUAUCCAAGACCGAUCACUUACUGGACAAGACCAACAAAUGAAACGAUUGCGAAUGAUAACAACUACGAAGUAGAAACAAUUCCAAAGGGAUAUGAGAUAACCAUGAGGUUAACCAUAAAAGCUGUGCGACCUCAGGACUUUGGAUCGUUUCGGUGCGUGGCAACCAACUCAUUAGGCGAAACCGACGGAAAAAUCAAGCUGUACAGAAUCGAUAGACCCCCGACGACGCGGCGGCCAAAUACGAGGCGAGAUUCAAAGAAAUCGUGGAAGAUGGAUCACAGCUAUGAAAAGAAGACAGCUGGUAUGAAGGACGAGUCGAUGCUAAAAGGCCUCGAUAACGAUGACGAGCAGAUUGAUUUUCAAUCGGCUACAGCUUCGACGUUCCUUCAUCGACAUUUAUUUGCAAACCUCGGUAUCACUAUUGCCACAGCCAUUCUAGCAGGCGGAUUGUCAACGUAGACCCUCAUAGGAUAAUAAUCUCUUUUGAAACUGAUUAAUCCAUACUUGGACGAAUCUCCAGAAUGAUGCUAGAGACGAGUGUGAGUUCAAGUGGACCUCCUGGAUGUGGAAGAAUUUUCGAGAAACACGGAUAAAGCUAAUCUUACGAGGCAUAGAGGACCAGCUAGCUAGUCUUUUCCUGUGAAUGUAAAAUGUCCAGAAAGCGUACGAAAAAGUUCACGAUUCUGUGGUGUCGUUCAGCAUCAAGACUCGUGUAUUGAUAAAUGACAGAUAAAUUAAAUAAAUAUAGUGGUGGCGUGUGUGUUCUUCUUUGAAGAAUUUUAUUUAUAAUACUAUUAACACUUUCGUGGACGCUGAACAGGAGUGACGGCUCAAUUCUGAACUGAUCUUGAGCGACUUCAUGUGAAUAAAUUGAGAAACCCCGGACGAUCCUUGUCUCUCCAUGUAUGGAAGACAAGGAAAGCGCGAUAGCCAAGCAACCAUGUUAACAUAAAGCUGUUCAAGCGAUUUCAUAGUCGUAGUACUGUUGGAUACAAAAAGGGCUUCUGAGUGCUCAGGCUCUUUUUUACAAUUAGCAAAAUGCUUAAAUAGAUUCUACAUUUUUUUCUUCACAUACCUACUCUCCAAGUUUCAUCAUUGUAUUUUCAAAAUUAACUGAGUUAUAGCAGAUUUCGUAAAUGGAUGUUGAUUGAUUGACUUUUACUCUUUGAAAGAUAAAAAGUUUCUUAAAAAACAAAACAUUGCAAGUUUUUUUUUCUUUUCUUUAUUUUUGGAUGAAUAUAUUGACAUUAAAAACAUAAUUGAAAGUACGAAAUAAGUCAAUGAGAGACUAGAAUUGUUUCAUCAUUCUUUUUAUUUUUGCUCUUAAUAUUAUGAAUCCCAUAUAAUAUAAGUCCCAUGUAAUACUUACUAUGAUUUUUCAACCACUUGCGAAGAUCUGACGAAAAAGUGUUUUAAACAAAAGUUGAUCAGUGUUCAAUCGGCUACAAGCUAUAAUAAUAAAAAAUAUCCACUAAUUGUUUUUCAUUUGAUCAAAAAUCUGAUACAUCAGCUGCAACACUGUGGAGUCAAAAAUAUGUAGUGCCAUUUAAAAAAGAAUCAAGGUUGUCUUGACACUUUAUUGAAAACAAUGUUUAUUAUGACCAACUUUUAUUUAAGGUAUUUUUUCGUCAGAUCUCUGGAAUGGUUAAAAAGUCGUGGUAAGUGGUGCGUGGGACACCCUAUAUAUUUCCUUUAAAUACUAUGUAAAUAUUAAAUGAAUAAUACCAAAUAAUUUAAAAAAAAUGAUAGCUACAUAUUAUUGUUUUAUGUAAUAAGGGCCUCAAGAGAUUAUAAUUAAAAUUCAUUUUAUUCAUUAAUAUUUUACAUAAUUCGGAUUGUGUUAAUGGAACUAUAAAAAAGAAAUAUUAAAUUUUCUAACAUUACAGGCAGUUCUGCAACAACUUCACUAUACACACGAAAUAUUUAACUUUUCAAUGUUUAAAGACAUUUUUCUCGAAACUAAUCUUUGUCAUUGAGACUCUUUUUGCAUCCAGCGGUAUAGUUCAAAGAUUUUGAGGCGAAGAAGCAAUAUUUUCUCUUGAUUCUUUUUUCAAAAUAUUCUUCGUACAAUUAUACAGAAAUGUUGGCUCCUGAAAUUUUUUCAUUUUUCAUAAUACACUUUUGUACACAAAAUUUUAAAAAAUUCUUUUCAAAAAGGCUAUGUACAU
Molecule: messenger RNA, 2928 nt
Organism: Osmia lignaria (orchard mason bee)
Lineage: Eukaryota; Metazoa; Arthropoda; Insecta; Hymenoptera; Megachilidae
Product: neurotrimin
Cellular component (GO): neuron projection
Source: RefSeq, a predicted model, not a curated record